Stylophora pistillata is the source of this 2347-nucleotide messenger RNA. RefSeq lists its product as uncharacterized. Gene Ontology annotation, molecular function: NAD+ poly-ADP-ribosyltransferase activity; acyltransferase activity, transferring groups other than amino-acyl groups. NCBI's taxonomy places the organism in Eukaryota, Metazoa, Cnidaria, Anthozoa, Scleractinia, Pocilloporidae. The record is from RefSeq and is a predicted model, not a curated record.
UCAAGAUGGCGGUCAAUUCGAUUUGUUGGAAGAUGCCUUCCAGGUUUCGUUUCUAUUCUGCAAAAUCGAAAAGAAAAGUUCGAGUCCAACCAUAUUUAAUAGAGUUCAAUAGGUUGCUGGAAUCGAGUAUUACUGCAAUUGAAGGAGUCUCUAAUGAAGAUCUGCUCCAUGCAGUUGUAGCAUUGUAUGAUAUAUGCCUUCCUGAAAUUACACCUGAAGUUUUGUAUCCAACAGUUUGCGGAAAAUGGGAAAAAACAAUUGUUUUACUCAGAGACUUCCAAGAUCUCUUGCUUGAGAUGAAAGGUGUCUCUCCAGAAAGUGAUGAAGAUCCAGAGUUGACUGAAGAUAGUUUGAAACCAUUUAUCAGCAGUAAAUUGUGGAGAGAUAUCUUUGAUGAACAAUCUACUGAAACAAAAUCUGAAGAUUUACCUGCUGAUAAACAAGAAACUGGAAAUAACAAUAAAGAAACAAAAAAUCUAAGUAAACAAGUCUCUUGGAAUGAUGAUGCACAGGAUGUAAAAAAUGAAUCCACUGACUCUGCCCAUGAAAAUUCACAAGAGGAUGAUGAAAGUACAGAUGAUUUGAAUACUGUUUAUGAUGAGUGCUCUACAAAGAGAAACACUUGUAAAUGUGACAGUAAGGAGACAAAGACUCAUCAGUAUAAAGAGACAGAAAAGAAUGAUCUAGCAGAGGAAAGGAAUGGGAAUAAGAAUGAAACUAUGGAGAGGGACGUUGAACCAGGAAAGUUUGAUGGUGUGUUUAGUGACACAGAUGACAGUGAUGCAACUGCUGAAAGUGAAGAUGAAGAAGAAGACUUCUCCAAAGGAGUUGAGGAUUUUGUUGAGGCAGCUAAAAAAAGGAGAUUAGAGAGGCAGAAUGGCAAUGUUUCAGAGUCCAAUCUAGGAAUAGAAUCUUUGAUUAUUGGAGCUGCCACCUUUGAACGUUCAUACAGUACAACACGUCAUAAGCCAUCAGAGAAAGUUAUGCAGCUGAACUUACUUGGAAUUAGAAAAAGGUGUCGGAAAUCAGGAAUUGGAAAGUUUCUCCUUGAAACACUAAAAGAUCCUAUUAUCAUCGGUCCUUAUGACACUAUUGCUGUGUAUGCUGAUAAUGAUGCUGUUGAUUUCUUCAAGAAAAAUGGCUUCACUGAUGAUGUGGUUCUUUGUAGCAGAUUUACUGAUUUGACAGAUAACUGGAUCAAUAGUACAUUGAUGUGUUACCUUCCUCCAUUCACUGGUACGGACUACUCUGGGGCAUUUAGAAGUGAAGAAGACCUAAAAGCUAUGGAUGAUGACAUAAGAAAAUGGAGAGAAAAAAGUCUUGAGGCUUACCAGGCCCAGGCCACUUGUGUGGUGAGAAUGCAGCAUGAAAUAAAGACUCUCAGAGCUGUUGUUGACACACAAGAUGAGGCCAUCAAAACCCUAACAAGUGCUAAGGAAAGACUAGUAAAAGAGAAACAUAAACUAGAGAAAGAAUUACUUGCUUACAAGAUGAAGGACAAAGAUGGUAUUCUAGAUAGCAAGGACUGUGACAGUGAUGAUGACAAUUUAUACGAAGCACUCGCUCACAUGCUUAGCAAAAAACACGUGACCGACACGGACUUAGACUGGGACUUGGAGGCCAUAUCCCAUGGAGACUUUCGAGAUGUGCCUCAAGAGGAUGAGGAGUUAGUAUCUUCGUUCAUCGCGAGUCGCAGUGAAAAACAGCUUGUUCAGCAGAUGAAACGCAGCUUGAUGGCCACCAAAAACUAUAAAUACGUUACAAUAAACAGCGUCAAAAGGGUGGAGUCUUGCCACAUUGCUUUCAUGGAAACGGGUUUUGACGCAAGAACUCAAAGACUUGGUGAUCCUGUGGUAUGCACUCAGUUGUACUACUGUGGGGGCUCAGACGAUAAACAAAUUGAAAGAAUCAUGAAACAAGGUUUUAGUAAAGAAGAUUUCACUCGUGGUCCAUAUGGCAAAGGUCUUUAUUUUUCAAUGCAAGCGAGUCAGGCAGCGGCCUUUUCCUCGCCUGGAAAGCUGCUAUUGUGUAAUGUUGGACUUGGUUUGACUGAAUCUGUUGUGGUUCGUGAUCGUGGAAGGACAUUACCUCCUCCAGGAUUUGAUUCUAUUUUGACUGGUGGUCGCCCACCCUCGCCUGUCUUUCCAGGCCACCCGCAGCAGGAGUAUGUAGUGUUCGACCCUCUCCAGGCCAUUCCAGUCUAUCUUGUGGAGUAUUCAACCUCUCGAUGACCUUCCAGAGCAGAAGACUUUUAGCUACAGUACGGCUCAGCUGGAAUACUUCUUUGAAAAAAGCAGAUCGCGAUGUAAAAAUACUUGUUUUAGAUGAAAUAAACUCAUCAAUAUGU